Molecule: messenger RNA, 1512 nt
Organism: Homarus americanus (American lobster)
Lineage: Eukaryota; Metazoa; Arthropoda; Malacostraca; Decapoda; Nephropidae
Product: ubiquitin-conjugating enzyme E2 T-like
Exons: 6
Coding region: 797-1360 (187 amino acids)
Source: RefSeq, a predicted model, not a curated record
GCUUACGAGAAGGUUGGGCGGUUGGUCAUUUCUUUGUUAUGCUCACUUGGCAUGUAUGUACUCAUGAAUGUACCUGAACAUGUCCUUUUUUGGUCAAUCCUGGACUUUAAAAAGCUUACAACUUGGUACUAUGAGUUCUUUUUUAUGUUCACUGGCCAACACCGAAGUUCAGAUUUUUUGGUAAUACUUUGGAGCACUGACUCGAGAUAACCAACAACAGCUGAUUAAAUUAUCGUUUCGGUCAUACACCUAUUUGGAAGUUAAAAUAAUGAAGGUCAUAAUUGUUCAAAACACAUCAAACACCAUCAGACAACCAUAAUCUAAUCUAACCUAACUUAGAAUUCUAAAAUUUGCUGGAUGAACGAAACAAUAAUAAUAUCUAUUUCAUAGAUGUCCUUUGGACGAUAAUAAAUAAUAGAAACAAUAAAAAACUUUAUAUUUUAAUUAUUAGUAUUUUUUUUCUCAAUGAUCAUAUGUCACCUGCAGUGGGCAGGAUAUGAAGGAUGAGCGAUAUUGUUGGGUAAAACAUGGUGAAAAACUGAUCUUAUGACAUUAAAAUUAUGUCAACAUGUGCUUUAUACAUUAAGAAAUUAAUUAUUUACUGUAGAUAUUCCUCAGAGAAAUCUGCCAUUGUCGGUGCGUGUUGUCGUUUGCUCUUUGUUUACGUGCAACAACCAACCCGCUCAGUCUGAGCGUACUCUCACAUCCACAACAAAUGUAAAAUUACACCAUGCUUCUUCGAGAAAGUUGCUUUCAUUGGCACGAGCUAUCAAGUGUGGUUAUAAUAUAGAACAUAAUGGCUCGGCGAUUGGGACGAUUGACACGAGAAUGCCAACAGUUGCGAGAAUCCCCACCAGCUGGAGUAUCUUGCUGGCCUGAGGGAGAUAACCUCGAUGUGUUCACAGCAGAAAUUGUUGGAGAUGAAGAUAGUGUGUAUUCUGGGGGAAUGUUCAGGCUUGAAGUGGAAGUCCCAGAAAGAUACCCCUUUUUGCCACCCAAAAUACGGUUUCUCACGAAGAUUUACCAUCCUAAUAUCGACUCUGCUGGGAGAAUUUGUUUAGAUAUCCUUAAAUUACCGCCAUCAGGAAGUUGGCGACCAGCCCACAACCUGGCCAGUGUCCUGAGCUCAAUACGUCUAUUAAUGUCAGACCCUAACCCAAACGACCCUUUAAUGACUGAAAUUGCAGAGGAGUACCAGUUACAGAAAUCACAGUAUGAAUCUACAGCUAGAGACUGGACUGUUAAAUACGCCAAAAAUUUUGUGGUGAAUAAACAAGAUGAACCACAAUCUUCAGCAGGGAAACGAAAAGCUGAGAGUGAUAGUGAUGACGAAGCCAGAGAGAAGAAGGUUAAAACAUAAAGGAGAGCAAGAGGCUCACGGCCAGACCCAGACAGGGUAGUCUUGGUGGGGGGGGAGUGUAUGGUUUACAUAAACUGCUUAAAUUAAAUUUUAUAAUAACUAAAAAAUUUACAUGAUAGGAUAAUAUUUUAAUUACAGUAUACAGAAAACAA